Molecule: messenger RNA, 234 nt
Organism: Cercopithifilaria johnstoni
Lineage: Eukaryota; Metazoa; Nematoda; Chromadorea; Rhabditida; Onchocercidae
Source: the annotation of a GenBank genome assembly
AUGCUGCAUGCGACAAAUCGUAAAGACGGACAGAUAAUGUUGCACAAUAGUGGACAUGGGAAAUGGCAGAAGAUGAGUGAUUAUAGUGAUGAUGUGGAAACGGCUAAGCAUAGUACUAUUAUGAUGGCUAAGCCGACCAGCGGUUUUUCCAAAAACACAGAAUUCGUAAGGCGAUUAGCUAUUCCGGAUAAGCUGAUGUGUGCGCUGUUUCAGAGAAGACAAUUUAAAUCGUAG